Messenger RNA from Penicillium nucicola, 3078 nucleotides. Its product is annotated as Zn(II)2Cys6 transcription factor. Gene Ontology annotation, molecular function: DNA-binding transcription factor activity, RNA polymerase II-specific; sequence-specific DNA binding; zinc ion binding. The coding region runs from base 1 to 3078 and encodes 1025 amino acids. NCBI's taxonomy places the organism in Eukaryota, Fungi, Ascomycota, Eurotiomycetes, Eurotiales, Aspergillaceae. The record is from RefSeq and is a predicted model, not a curated record. The transcript has 3 exons. Gene Ontology annotation, biological process: positive regulation of transcription by RNA polymerase II; DNA-templated transcription.
AUGCCUAACGCGCCCUCGCCGCCCUCGCCGGUCUCUUCAAGUAAGAAGAGAUCGCAUCCUUCCGAUACAACGGCGAAUAUGGACUCCCCAAAUCCCGCUUCAAACCCCUCCGCCGCGAACGUGCCUUCUACCUCCUCCGGCGCUACCUCCUCGGCCUCGUCCUCCUUCCGCAAUGUUUCCGCCUGUAAUAGAUGUCGCCUGCGGAAGAAUCGCUGUGACCAGCGCCUUCCGCGGUGCCAGUCCUGCGAAAAGGCAGGCGUGCGCUGUGUUGGAUAUGACCCGAUUACGAAGCGGGAGAUCCCGCGCAGCUACGUCUACUUUCUCGAGACUCGGGUAGCACACCUCGAAAAACAGCUGGCGGAUAAUAAUAUUGAUUUCAAGAAAGUCGUUGCUUUCGAUGAAGAGGAGGCUAUCAAGGUGGAGGCGGAUGGGGACUCCGCGCAAGCUCAGUUCAGCUCCGAUGGCCAGGUUGGAAAGGUAUCUGCCGUGGAAAAAGUACGGAAGAACACAUCAAAAGAGGACAGCGAUCGCUUGGAUCAGACAGAUGGAGAAGGAAAUCGCGAGACGGACGGUGACCCCCAAAAUGAGGAUAAUUGGCGCCUACAUAAUUUGGUCUCGAAUAUCGGUAUGGUCUCUGUGCAGGGAACCUCCGAUCCCCGAUAUUUGGGAUCGACAUCGGGUAUCUCGUUCGCGCGUGUUGUCUUCGCCGCGGUCAGGAGCUCACUCCCCGGCAACAUGCCGGAGCGUGCGCCACUACGCACGAGCGACAGGCUGCCUCAAAGCGCGGCUGCUGGUACAGGAGGAAGCAUGCGCGAUUCAUUUUUCGGGCUGCAGACAAGACCUAUGAUGAAACGAGCGGACUUUCCGGAUCGCGAGCUGGCCGAACGGCUAGUGAACCUUUACUUUGAGCAUGCGAAUCCCCAAAUGCCGAUCCUCCACCGUGGAGACUUCAUGGAGCUAUUGGACCGGACCUACCAGCUGGAAGAGAAAGACCGCUCCCCGCGUGCGCAGUACGUGCUCAAUAUCGUAUUCGCUAUCGGCGCUGGAAUCAUUUUUGACGAUAAACCCCAGAGUUCGGACGAUGAGAACCGCGCAAAUCGCAGGACAGCUUCAUCUACAUCCAAAAGACAGAGACUUUCGAGUCAUCAAUAUCAGCCAGAGGAAUACCAUGCUUCGGCGAUUGUUCAUUUGGAAUCGUUCCUUGGGUCGUCUUCUAGUGAGGGGUUCGGUGGAUUGGAAGAGCUGCAGGCAGUGCUCCUUUUGGCCAGUUUCGCCCUCCUGCGACCAGUUGCACCCGGCCUUUGGUACAUCGUCGGUGUUGCUAUGCGCUUAGCUGUAGAUCUUGGACUACACUACGAGGAUGGGACUGGGAUUGAUUCCGCCACGAAAGACGGAAACCAGGCUCAGUCGCGAAUUGAUCCUCGUGAACGAGGACGACGAGAAUGGGUACGCGACCUGCGCCGCCGGCUUUGGUGGUGUGUCUACAGUUUCGACAGACUCGUUGCCACUUGUGUUGGGCGACCAUUCGGUAUCAGUGAUCAGGCUAUCAGCACCGAUUUGCCAUCCAUGAUGGACGACGAGUAUAUCACCAAGUCCGGUCUUCUGACCCCACCCGACGGCGCUCCGACAUAUAAGCAUGUAGCCUUCCACUAUUUCAAGCUCCGACUGCUUCAGUCCGAGAUUCACGAUGUCCUUCAAUACCAACAAGCGCGGGCAGUGCGGAGAAGAGCCUCUAGCGCAGCCAUCCUUCCCCACGCCGAACUGACCUCUCCAUUCCUGCAAGGCUUUGACUCCUUUCGCUCGUGGCGCCAUGACGUACACCGUCGAUUGGUGGAGUGGCAAGAAACUGCUCCCACGCGCCCAGAUACUGGCGUUAGAUUCUCCAUUGAAUUGCUGGAACUCAAUUAUUGGCAAGCUAUCAUUUUACUGUACCAGCAGAGCUUGACGGUACCCGCAGAGUUGGCCGGGGAGCUCACUCCUGCCGAUGAUGUCUCCAGUCCGUCCUUCUCCAAUCCGGAUGAAGGCGAUGAGGAGGACCACGUUUAUCUAAACGUGGCUGAAGCUGGGCAAAAGGUCAUUCGCAUCUAUCGCCAGCUGCAUAGAGUACGAUUGGUCAACUAUACUUACCUUGCUACGCAUCAUAUCUUCAUGGCUGGCAUUUCUUUCUUAUAUGCUAUCUGGCAUUCACCCUUAGUCCGAAGCCACCUGACUCUCGAUGAGGUAGACUUUACAGUUCUCGCUGCAACCUCUGUGUUGGGUGACCUGAUGCACAAAUGUCCACCCGCUGAGGCCUGCCGAGACGCAUUUGAGCGGAUGAGCAAAGCCACCGUUCAGAUGUGUCUCUCGACAACGGGAUUCGGAUCUCAAGUCGAUAUGAACCGCAUCAACACAUCAAACACCCAUAACAACCCCUCGCCUGGCCGUAAUCGCCAGCAGAUGGACCCGCGACACAGGGCAGGCCAGGGUCAACCCCGACGAGCAACACAAGCAACACGCUCCUCCCGCCCACUUCCAAAGUUUGACAUGAACUUGGCUGGUCUCUUCAACGAACGUAACCCAUUAACAGACCGCUCUCGGCCUGAGAGCCGAGCCAGUGGUCCUUCUUAUCCCCAACAAGAAUCCCUUGGUCGCAACUUCGCGGCUGAGAGAUCGUAUGGACCUCGUCAGCCGUCUAUGGACUACUAUCCCAAGUACGAAGCCCCACCAUCUCCGCAGCAUCACCAACAAUUCUACUACUCGACCUCACCGCAAGAUGGCUCGCCGGGCAGUGUCCCCAACAACGUGCCCCAUGCAGAAACGGAAGCGCAAGGGCAGCAAGGACUUAGUCUUGAUUUCCUGGACUUUGGCUCGGUUGAAAUUGAAGGCCAGGGCAACCUGGAAGGCGAGGCUAAUACUGAAUACAAUGCCAUGCCUGUACCAUCCCUGGGCCACAACCUCGGCCAGAACGUUGGGAUUGAUCUAGGCUUUGGGAUGGCGAUGGACUUCCAGCAUGAUUGGAGUGAAAACCCCAACUAUGAUCUCUUGGAGGGAUAUUUCUUCGGCGGAUCGGGGGCUGGCCCUUCAGGAGGGGAUGCUUAG